Messenger RNA from Acipenser ruthenus (sterlet), 6618 nucleotides. RefSeq names its product kinesin-like protein KIF17. The coding region runs from base 804 to 3311 and encodes 835 amino acids. Gene Ontology annotation, molecular function: microtubule binding; ATP binding; microtubule motor activity. The record is from RefSeq and is a predicted model, not a curated record. NCBI's taxonomy places the organism in Eukaryota, Metazoa, Chordata, Actinopteri, Acipenseriformes, Acipenseridae. The transcript has 14 exons. Gene Ontology annotation, biological process: microtubule-based movement.
AAGUUUGUGGUUGCCUGGCAACAGGGAACGCCACGGGAGGCGGGCCCAAACCUUCCGGAGUGAGAUUGAGCUGCCGGGUUUGUUUAUUUGGGGACAGAUAAACAAACUCAACUGGGUUGCAAUUUAUUUGGGGGAUGAGUUGCGAACACUGGGAUUAAUAUUAUCUAUACGGAGAUAGGCGGAGCGGGCGCUGUUCUCGUAGGUGUGUGGUUUGGAGGGGGGCGAAAAAAUUCAAACAAUUCUUUUUGGGAGUGACGCAUGCAUUUUGCAAGUCGUGUAUUCUUGAAAAUCUUAGUCAUUGGUUCUGAAAAUAUGAUGAUAUCGAGAGGGCGCGUUUAGGGUGGGAAUGGGUACCACUGCAAUGUGUUAAUUUUUUUGCAGUUAAUUGUACUGUUCAAUUUAAUAACAAUCCGAACACCUAAUUAAGUUAACUUACUAACUCCACCAGAAUCUAUACAUAUUUAAAUAGAUCUCAGUGUAUGUCUGUCUGUCUAUCUAUCUAUCUAUCUAUAUGCGCUUUCAAAGUCAUUAAAGUAUUGCUGUAGUCAUCAACAUUUAAUUGACAUAUGAAAAAUAAUUAAAAAAAACAAACUAAUGUGUUGUUGUUUUUUUUUUUUUUGCCAAUUUAGGAAAUCUACAAAAUAUCUUAGACGUUUUAAAAGACCGUCUUUAUAAUGAUUCUUCAGUUUCUUGUUUUAUCUUUAAUGAAAGUUCUAUCGAGUUGAAACCCCGUGUUGUGCGCAGGUUAGACCUUUAGAUACAUUCGGCAUUCGUGUGCUUCGGGGCGACACAGCGGGGUAAUAAUGGCGUCCGAGUCGGUAAAGGUAGUGGUCCGAUGUCGACCCAUGAACGAAAGGGAGAGGGCUCUGAACUGCAAAGCGGCGGUGACUAUGGAGAGCGCCCGAUGUCAGUGCUUCAUCCAGAAGCCGGGAGCCACGAAUGAGCCACCCAAACAGUUCACAUUCGACGGGACCUACUACACUAAUCAGACCACGGAACAGAUGUACAACGAGAUCGCGUAUCUGCUGGUGGAGGGUGUAACGGAAGGCUACAAUGGGACGAUUUUUGCGUACGGACAGACAGGCAGCGGGAAAUCCUUUACCAUGCAGGGGAUCACGGACCCCCCUGCCCAGAGGGGAGUCAUCCCCCGAGCCUUCGAGCACAUCUUUGAGAGCAUUCAGUGUGCAGAGAAUACAAAGUUCCUUGUGAGAGCCUCAUACCUUGAAAUCUACAAUGAGGAAAUCCGAGACCUUCUCGGGAACGACACUAAACAGAAGCUGGAGCUGAAGGAGCACCCAGAGCGGGGUGUGUACGUGAAGGAGCUGUCCCUGCACACAGUGCACAGUGUGGUGGAGUGCGAGCGCAUCAUGGAGCAGGGCUGGAAGAACCGCUCUGUGGGAUACACCCUGAUGAACAAGGACUCGUCUCGCUCCCACUCCAUCUUCACCAUCCACCUGGAGAUCUCCACCGUCGACCAGUCCGGUGAGGGCCACCUCCGGGCAGGAAAGCUGAACCUGGUGGACCUGGCUGGCAGUGAGCGGCAGUCCAAGACGGGAGCCACUGGGGAGCGUCUGAGAGAGGCCACUAAGAUCAACCUGUCCCUGUCUGCCCUGGGCAACGUCAUCUCAGCGCUGGUGGACGGGCGCUCCCGACACAUCCCCUACAGAGACUCCAAACUCACCCGGAUGCUGCAGGACUCGCUGGGGGGCAACACUCGCACCCUGAUGGUGGCCUGCCUGUCGCCCGCCGACAACAACUAUGAAGAGAGCCUGAGCACCCUGCGCUACGCCAACCGAGCCAAGAGCAUCCAGAACCGGCCCCGGAUCAACGAGGACCCCAAAGACGCCCUGCUGCGAGAGUACCAGGAGGAGAUCAAGCAGCUCCGCGCCCUGCUGACCGGGCAGAUCGGGGACACCAGCCUCUCCACUCUGCUGGCCAGCAAGCUCUCAGGAGCGCCCCCUGCAGUGCAGCCCAAGCCUCCACCCAGCCCAGGUGUGGAUAUUGAGGCAGAGAAAGCGAAGAUACGGCAGGAGUACGAGGAGAAGCUGGCACGGGUGCAGGCAGACUAUACCGCUGAGAAGCAGUGCAAAGUGAAGUUGCAGGAGGACAUCACCGCUCUACAGAGCACCUUUGAGAGCAAGCUGGCCAGGCUGGAGGAGAAACGCACUCAACGCACUGCGGCUGCCCCUGUGACUGCGGAAGGGAGCUCUGAAGAAGACCUGCCCCGCCCAGGCACUGCUGUCCCCCUGGAGGUCACAGCAGCAGAGCAGUCUUUAGCAAAGCCGCAGUCGAACCAGCCCCAGAUAGCCAAGCACAUUGGCAGUGUGCAGAGAGAGAGUGUGGAGGAAGCGGGGGCGGCGACAAAGAAAGAAGAGGAGGGGGAGGGGGAGGGGGCCACAUCACCAGCCCCCCUGGACCCCAAGCAGGUCCUGGAAAGGCUGCAGCAGCUGGAGCAGGAGGUAGUGGGCGGGGAGCAGGCCCGCAACGAGAAGCUCCGGGAGCGGCACAAGCAGAGACAGAGCCUGGCGGACCAGCGCAAGAAGCAGCUGGUGGAGGCGCUGGCAGCGACCAGCGAGGAGAGCGACAGCAUGCUGCUCAACGUCUACGACUCCAUCCAGGAGGAGGUGCACGCCAAGAGCAAACUGCUGGAGGACAUGCACACGAAGCUGAGGGCUGCAGACAUUGAGAUUGCUGACCUGCAGUCAGAGUUUGAGUUUGAGAGAAUCGAUUACCUGGCUACAAUCCGGAAGCUGGAGCGGGAGGGCCAACUAACGCAGCAGAUCCUGGAGCGUGUGCAGCCGCUCGUCCGUCGAGACUGUAACUACAGCAACAUGGACCGCGUCCGCCGCGAGGCCGUCUGGGACGAGGACAGCGCCACCUGGAGGCUCCCAGAGGCAGUGGUGCUAAAAACAUCCCUGCCUGCAGCGGUUCCAACUCCAGCUCAGGGCAGUCUGGGAAAACAGUCAGGACGCAGAAACUCUUCGGCAGAGAAUGGAGAAUUCCUGCUGGAAGAAGAUCGCUACAAGCAGCUGUUGAACCGCAGAGACAGUGAGAGCAUUGCCAGCAACUAUUUCAAAUCCAAGAGAGCCUCCCAGAUCCUCAACUCUGACCCCAUGAAGAGCCUGGCUGUCCACCCUGUCCCCCUCGGUAACGGGACGUCCCAUCUCAGCCCCGGUGCCAUCUCUCCCACACAGAGCCUGGAUGUGCCCCAGCCUCGCCCCUACCGCCUGGAGUCCCUGGAGCUGCUUCCGGCCACUACCAAGACCAAGCGCAAGAAAAGCAAAACCAACCCUAACUUCGAUGGGCCCUGAACCACUGUGGGGACUCUAACCAGCCAGACGAAACAGGCCAAGAAAAAUCAACAGAAAAUUACACCAGGAGCUCAUUCUCCACCAAACUGGAUGCUUUUUAAAUGGCAAAUUUUACCAUGUGCAAUCCGGCUGAGUUUUAUACAGCUGCAUGAUUGCGUCGCUGCUGUAAUUCAUGCAUAUUUGACAAGAACCAGUUGAUGUUGUGUUUUCAGAAAUUCAAUCCUCGCAAUUCCGAAGAACAAACUGCUACUAUAGAAGGAGGUGACAGAUCUGCAUGGCUAUCGGCUGAACUGUUAAACUGCUGUUAAUGAGCCUUGGAAAGACUACCUCGGGGUAAAGCAGGAACUGUUUGUCAGAUCUCUGCAAGACCAACAUUUAAAACAAAAUAAAAUCAAUGCUUUAGUUUACAGAAAACUUUCCCAGUUGAAGAGAAGUAAAGAUUUCAGUUUUUGUUAUAUUAAAAUCCCAACUUGGAUAUUACAGCUUAUGUCUGGUGGAUCUCCACGUCUUAAUUCCACACGGACACACUAGAGCCUGAAAAACAUGGCAUAGACAACACAAGAUUCUGUUGCUUUGCAGCAUCUACUUUGCAGCUGUAACAAUUUUCCUUGGCAAAUAAAACGCACACACAACACUUUUUAAUGUUUGUAGUAAAGAGUUAUAGAUCUUAAAAUGUAUUUAUUAAAUUAAAUGAUAUUCUAGCAUGAUUUGUUCUGUUAUUGUGACAGUAUGGUUUUGCUGAUCUUUUCUUUCUGAAACUCGCUCCACAGACCCUGCAGCUGGGAGAAGAGGUAAUUAUUUGUGAAUAACCCCUUCAACUUCUGCUUAGGAACCUUGUGACUGACAACCAGUCUUCUGUAAAUUUCACUAGAGUAGAUGGGUGUAUGUUCAUAAAUAUCUUUUAAAUUUUCAUCUAGGAAAUCUGGGCAGUUAAAAUAUGUUGGUGUCAAAUGAAUGAACUGGGUAAGUGUUGUAACAUCCAUGCCUUGGAAACUGAAGCACUCUACUCAGUUAAAAUAACUCACAAAAUAAUGAAAAGAUCAAAUAAUGUUCAACGGUUUGUCCAGCAACUUGCUUUAGGAUUUACGAUGAGACUGGGGUAAAAGAAGGCAAGUGACUGCACUUUGAAUUCUUUGUUCCUGAGUAUGGUGCAUGAAGGAUUAGACUUUAGGGAUGUUACCUGUACAUGACUUGCUGUUAUAGCAUUCCAGUCCAUGGUCUGUACCCAGCAAAGGGUUUGGAGGAACACCUACGAGAGGUAUUAACCUAGCAAAUCGCUGGUUAACGCCAGUUAAACUUGAUACGAUUACCUGGCAAAGUAAUUGGUGAAUGGAUCAGAAAGCCCCUCCCCCAGCUUCCACUGUGUAUGCAUGUCUGUUUUUCUACCACUUUACUGACAUGUAUAAAAAUUAAAAAAAACACACCACCAGUAUAAAAACCAUGUUAUUUUUUUUAUAUUAAAAAGUCAUUUUUAUAAAUACAAACUUUUAAACAAACAAUUAUUUUGAAAAAGCACCAAAUUAUCCCCUCCCUGCAUACUGAUAAUUUACUAAUGAAAAACAGCACCAUAUAACCCCUGCCAGCCCACUCAGCGACUGCCUGCUCUGGACUGCUCCAGAAUCACAUCCCACAAUCCAUCCCUUCUGGGGAUGACACCACCACACAAUAGUAACCAGGGGCCAGUUUCACAAAGCACUUCGCAGUCUGCUUAGCAAGCAAACAGUAUCUUGCCUGUCUUCUUUCAACCGCUUUCCUGGUACAAAGUGUAAAGACAGACCUGUUUUGUUACAGAAGUCAGCCAGUCUAAAUGUUUAAAAGACAAGUGUUUCUGUAGCAUUAAUGUGUUUAGCAGACUGCUCCCGAGAAGGGGUUUGUGAAACGGGACCCAGCCUCAUUCACAGAAGGUCCCAGCUUAAAAUGCUCAGAUGAACAGUGCUUUUAUUUCUGUUUUAUAUUGUUUGGAGAUUGAGAUUUUUUUUUUUGUUGCCAAUUAUUCUUCAAAAAAAGUGCGAGUCAUCGUUCUAUGCCUAUUUAAAAUAGGUAAGCUUUUCAGGCAAUUAAUUAUUGCUAAUUAUAAUUGGGUUUAAUACAUAUACUGAUGGUGUUUAGGUUAAUUUGUAAUAUUAUUAUUACUUAAACAAAUUCAAGUUUGUUUAUUUUGCAGGUUUAAAUGUGUAAUCAAUUUUACACUUGGGAAUAUACACUAUUUUAAUUGUAUGAAAUCUAAACUAAAAACAUGGGUUGGGUUUCUGGUGUUGAAGCCAUGUGUAAAAGAACAGAAAUCUUUAUUUAAUGUAAUUAUUUAUCUUUAUCAAAGCAGUGAACACCAUAAACAUUACCAGUAUAUCAUAACAUUGUGUUACUUAAGGUAAUGAGUAACAGGCCAGGUGCAAACCUGAGGUAUGUUGUUCUAGCUUACCAUCAGAGAUGAUCAGCAAUAGUAUGAGGGGCUCCUUCAAUUCAAGGGUUUUUGGGUAAGGGUUGGCAGGGAUGUAAAUUGAGAGAGUCCAGGACGAUCACAUCAAAGUCAUUGCUUUCAGGAGGCACAAGCCAUGCUUGUGGUCCUAACAGCUGGAAUGCCCCCAUAAUUACAAAACACAGACCUAAAAUUUACUGAGCUUUAUUUUGUUGAAAAGGUGGAAUGUUUUGCGAUUUGUCUUUGGAAAGCAGCAGAACUUCAUUACAUUUUUAUAAAGGGAGAUUGCACUGCUGAUGGAAAAAUAAUAAUACAUACGAUCAACCCUGCAGCACUGGGGGCGAAAACCAAAACAAAACAAAAAAAAAUGGCAGACGGGCUGGUCCUACCUAAACUAGAGUCUACUUCCUUCUUGUUUUUGGUGUCCACGUUGGUACAGCUGGUCUCUUAAGGAGGGUUGUCUGAAAAUAGUUAACACAUGCCAGCACUAUGAUGGAGACAUUUCUUACAGCUGAAACCCAAGUGGAUAUAAAAUGGCACAUUAUUGUGACUUUCAAAGAAAUUAACACUAAGGGGGGGUGGCUUUACACAGCUGAAUUCUUACUGUAAGAAAUGUCACUGGAAACCCUGAGAGUGUAGACAAGGGAAUUGGGCAAGGGGAGGAGAAGGAGGGCAGAGGCAACCACACACAACUACUACAAAGGAUAGACAACCUCUCAAGUGAAAAUCCUUUUAUACAGGACACUGUCAAUGAGUACACAUUACCUGUUUAUAACUAUCCCUCACCUGUAGGAACUGUUUGUUAAAUAACAACAAAAUUAAAAAAUCACCAUCACACUGUAUAAACCAUUAGCUUUCUGGAAGUGGGAAUCAAAACACCACAGCAACCAU